This is a messenger RNA of Exophiala aquamarina CBS 119918, 1374 nucleotides long. RefSeq lists its product as uncharacterized. Bases 1 to 1374 code for a protein of 457 amino acids. The transcript is spliced from 2 exons. The record is from RefSeq and is a predicted model, not a curated record. Lineage: Eukaryota; Fungi; Ascomycota; Eurotiomycetes; Chaetothyriales; Herpotrichiellaceae. Gene Ontology annotation, molecular function: fatty acid synthase activity. Gene Ontology annotation, biological process: fatty acid biosynthetic process; secondary metabolite biosynthetic process.
AUGGGCAAGGAUGGGCCUGGGGCUGCUCCAAUAUCCGGUAUUACAGAAAGUGUAUCUGACUCAGAGAGGCAUCUGACAAACGAGCUUGGCUGCAACUGGUCUGUCCUCCACGAACUCCAACUCAGCGGCUCAGACAGCAACACAACUCGCAAGAAUCAGUCAACCUAUGUGUACGAUUUUACAAGUUGCACUGGUGGAUCUGCUUACAUCAUGGAAUCCUAUGCCUAUGGAGCUAUAUCGCGUGAGGAAGCGUUGGAAAUUGCGUACUGGCGUGGCAAAUUGUGUUCCGAACUAAAGAGUGAUGCACCCGAAUUGAAAGGUUCCAUGAUGGCUGUCGGCCUAUCGAGAAAAGCAGCAGAAGAUUACAUAUCAGGCGUCCAAACUGGAAAGCUCGUUGUUGCUUGUGUCAACUCACCUUCCUCGGUCACUCUUUCUGGAGAUGGAGCGGCUAUUGACGAGCUCCAUGAAGUCCUCAAGAGCAACUCGGUGUUCGCGAGGAAGCUGAAAGUUGAGAACGCAUAUCAUUCUCAUCACAUGGAGCGAAUUGCAGAAAAGUACCUGACUUAUAUUUCGGGAGUGACCGUUAGAAAGCCAGAAGGUGGUGACAAUAUCAUAUUUGCGUCCUGUGUUGCGGGGAAGAUCGUCCUGUACUCAGACCUCGAACCCGAAUGCUGGGUGAAGAACCUGGUAUCACCUAUUCUAUUCUCCGAUGCUGUCGAAGCAAUAUUCAAGAAUUCACCAAAACGCAAGCGCCGAGGGAGAGCCACUGAAGCACCUUUCGGUAAUAUACUGGAGGUUGGACCACAUGCGCCACUUAAAGGUCAACUUCGCCAAAUCCUGCACGCGCUGAAACUGGAAGACGUCAGUCAUGCGUCAGUGCUCAACCGUGGACAAGGUGAUGCUAAUUCGGCUGUUGAGUGUGCGGGUAUGCUUUACAUUCACGGCAUACCUCUGUCAAUCCCCUCAAUCAACGAGACUCAAACGAAGCGCCGGUCGCUAGACAGCCUCCCGCCAUACUCAUGGAAUCAUGCUCAUAAAUAUUGGACCGAAUCGCAACUGAGCAGAAAUUAUCGCUUUCGCGAGCAUGGACGCCAUGAUCUGCUAGGAUCCUUGGCUCUGGGGUACAUCGAGCUCGAACCGAAGUGGAGAAACUUUCUUCGAGUGAACGAGAGCCCCUGGAUUCGAGAUCAUGUUGUCCAUUAUACAAUACUAUAUCCUGGUGCAGGUAUACUCGCCAUGCCUAUCGAGGCGAUGCCACAGAUAGCUGACAAAGAAAGGACAAUCGAAAACAUCGAGCUUAAAGAUGUGCAUAUCACGAAAGCCAUUGUUGUUCCUGAUGGUCAGAUGGGCACGGAAUCAGCUGCGGCGACCUAG